CAUCUGGCAACACUGUCGAGUGUUAUGCAAAACUAACACACAAUUUCCCAUAUUUUUUCUUUUCUCGUCGAGUUUUUAAGCCCGUGAGAGAGAGUGUCACCAUGGCGACGGCCGUGCCGCAUAUACCCCCCAAACAGGAUCUGCCACCGCCGGGCGGCUACAAGAAGAUUCCCUUUGCCCGUGUGCCACCCAAGAGCUACUUCACAGGCUUCACCAUGAUCGGCACAUAUGUGGCCGUCACUGCCGUGGGACUGGGCAUCUACUACCUGACCGCCAAGAAGGUGAAGCGUGAGGAGAUCGAGAUGCGCUCUGCCCAGAAUGUCAUCUUCCCCAUCUUGAUAGCGGAACGCGAUCGGGAAUUCCUGCGCCAGCUGCGUCGCAAUCGGGACGAGGAGGCUGAGCUGAUGAAGAAUGUGCCCGGCUGGGAGGUGGGCACCUGGUACGGUGAGCCUGUGUUUAAGACAUUGCCAGAGGAUACCCUGGUCACGCCCAUCUUCAAGGAGUUCUAUGCCCAUUCGGACUGGAAGUCGUAUGCCAAGCGGGCUCACCUCAAGCUCUGGUCUUAAGCCCGCCAAGGAUGUGUAGCUAAUGCUUAACUCUAUUCUAUCAACUAUUGUGAAAGCCUUUUUUUUGUUUGUAGACUCGCCUAAGCGCCUCUCAUUAGACUCAAUUACAGUCGUCAGGAUUGGUCUUGAAAUGGGAA
Molecule: messenger RNA, 703 nt
Organism: Drosophila serrata
Lineage: Eukaryota; Metazoa; Arthropoda; Insecta; Diptera; Drosophilidae
Gene: ND-B16.6
Product: NADH dehydrogenase (ubiquinone) B16.6 subunit
Cellular component (GO): respiratory chain complex I
Source: RefSeq, a predicted model, not a curated record